UUCUCGCCUUCUUGGUGUGAAAGCAACAACCCACCUUCUUGCUCUUCUUCUACCACUCAACACUACUGCCCAACAAAAAUAGCAUUCAAAUCCAAAUCCUGCGCCCGCCUCUCUCUCUCUCUCUAUCAUUAAUUCUCUUUACACCAUACCUCUACUGAUGAUUUGCCACGUUAUAUAAAAUAAAAUUUGAAAAAGAAAGAAAGAAAGAAAGAGAUCAUCCUUUUAAUACAAAACCUCUCUCUUUCUUCUUAAUUUCUCACUCCCUUUCUCUCCCUCCUUCCCUCUUUCCCAACUAAACAAAUAACUAAGCAAUGCCCAGCUCAAACAGCAGAACAGCAACUCCUUCUGGUUGUUUUUCAAGCAUAGCUCGCCUCCUUCUUUGCAAAGGUAGCCUCCAAACACACCCUUCAGAUCAAAUUACAGAUCAUGUUCAUAAUACAGCAACAGAGUUCAAAAAUCUAAAUGAAGCAUCAAAGCAUGACCAAGUCAACUUUAAAGUCAAAGUUGAAGCUUCAGCCGCUGCAGCUACUCCAGGUCCAGGAGUAGUAGCCAGGUUGAUGGGCUUAGAUUCUUUACCGGAUACUAAUCGGAUUCCAACAAAUGGAAACACUGUUACGCGUAGUCGGUCAGUGAAUUUUAUGGAUUAUUUGUUUGAAUUUGAUUUAUCACAAGCUCAUCAUCGUAGAGUAAAAACGUCCCUGUCGUUUCGCGACGUACCGACAUUACAGAAUCAGAAGAAUAAUGACUUCUUUCUUCUUUAUUUGGAUAAUAUAGAGAAAACCAAGAAAACUCGACCUAAUAAAUUUAGAAAAGCUGAAGUGGGUCUUGAAGAGAGCAACAAGAAAGAAGAGAAAGGAGCAGUAGAUGUAAGGAAGGAAAAGAAAAAUCAAAGAAACAACAAUUUGAAGAUUUCUAAGUUGAAGGAUGAGCCAAGAAAGCAAGUCAUGCACGAUAAUAAACAGUUUUCAAGACCUGGUAGUUGUAAAGGAGGUCAAGUUUCUUCUGGGUUUGUUUCGCCUAAAAAAGUUAAAGAUCGUAGAGUUCCCAAAGGAAAAUCAAAAUGUGCAGUAAAGCCAAUCAACCAGAAGGAGGUGCUGGUUGAAUCGAAGCUAAUGAAGAAAAUCAAGAAACAACGUGCAAUGAAAGAUUUACAGUGUUAUUCUGAGUGUAGUUCAGAUGAUUCAAGUCCAGUUUCUGUUCUUGAUCUUGACGAAUUUCCUAUUUAUGAUGAUCAAACUUCUUUAUCACCAGAUUGUACAAUUGGUCAUCAAAAUUCAAACCCAGAGAAGAAAUUUCCACCCAAAGCGACUGACUUUGAGUACUGUUUUUCACAUCCUGCUCGCUUAUUAAACACUUGUGAUAAUGCUACCAAGUAUUACACAGAAGUAGUAAGAGAGCUGUGCAAGUUGACAGAGGAAGAUAUGAAAGAGUCAAAAUGGGUUUCAGAAAAUGUGUUGCAGUUGGAGAGUUUUGAAGAGAUGUGUCUGGAUUUUGGGCAACAAAUUCUGGAUGUACUUGUAAAGCAAUUAGUAGAAGAACUUGUUGGAUUCCAUAAUUGAAGAUUGAAAUUGAAUUACUUAUUUCAGUGAUUGAUAGAAAGUGUUAAAAAAAAUGUAUAUCCUGUAACACUGAGCAGAGUCCUUUUAUUGUUUUUGUGUAUUUGAGUUGUACCAGUUACUUUUUACAAAUGGUUACUAAAAUCAUAUAUCAACAUAUUAUUUUGUUUUAAUAAAA
This is a messenger RNA of Jatropha curcas, 1734 nucleotides long. It is a transcript of the gene ACI1, whose product is annotated as ALC-interacting protein 1. Lineage: Eukaryota; Viridiplantae; Streptophyta; Magnoliopsida; Malpighiales; Euphorbiaceae. The record is from RefSeq and is a predicted model, not a curated record.